AUGCACCGGGUACUGCUUCUACAAGACACGGUUGAGCAGAUCGUCGACUUCAUCAUAUCAUACAAGGGCACAACUGAGUGCAGAGAUCUCUUGGGCUUCGCUCUGACUUGUAAAACACUAUCGGAAGUUGCCUUGAGCGCGUUGUGGGCGAAGGUCCAGGACUUUCACCGUUUACUGCGAUUGAUACCUGCAUACGAGGAUUCUGGUGAAGGAACAUGGAAAUUUACGCGUCCACUAGAGAAGCAUGACCUAUCACGCUUUGUCUACUAUUCUCGUAGGGUGAAAGAGCUUUACAUCAGCCAUACUGGCACACGCAUGGAUCUCCAUUCCAUCUUUGAAUACUUUAGGGCAUUCGAGCACGACAUUGAGCUUUUCCCCCGCGUACGGUUCCUGUGCUUCGAUGCGUACACAUUCCACGGACCCGACGCCCUCUUAAUGAUCAAGUCCCAUCUCCAUUCCCAGCUUGAAAUUCUGUGGAUCAACAUCGCGAUGGCCACUCGCUCUAUUCACCUCGAACUGCCAGAGCUCAUUCGCGAGCUCUCGCGAACACCGCCUCCUAGGCUCACUACGAUUACCAUGCCUCAGUUCACGUUCACGCCGCUCACGGCGAAACUACUAGCGCAAAUUACCUCGCUACGCAAGCUAACAAUCGCUAUGCACCCGAUGACCGGGGAAGACAGUCUGGAUUCCUUGGAUGCGCUCGGUCGAUUGUGGCACCUGCCGUUGAUGAUGGACCUCUCUGUCUAUCUUCAGGGCACAUCCGUGCUCGCGGACGCGGAUUCUACUCCUGAUAUCAUAUCCUAUGAGCGACCUUCGGUGGCCCACCAGGCAUACUACGGAUCUGUUCGUGUCCUACAUACUCUCGCAAGCCGUACCCCCGACGCACAAAGACUGAAGUUCAUUGCCUUCACGAAUGGGACAGGAGAUGAAUGGGACGCCGUGUUCGACGCGCUCUUUCAACGUCGCACGGAAACCCUUCAGGCGUUGAUUGUACAGGAUUUACAGAACCAGGCGUCCCUGCCGCCGGCAACUGCCAUGCUGCGCAUGCCGAAAUUCGGGAGCCUUCGUGACCUCACGAUAUCCCUUCCGUACGACUGGACUGAUGAGGUCAUCGAGCACAUCGCUCGCUCGUGCCCUGCCCUCACGUACCUGAACCUCCUAUACUAUUACAGCGGAAGUGGACGCAAGGUCUCUACUACGUCUUCCGCACUGUUAUCAUUGGCCCUUAUGUGCGCGCAAUUGGAGAGCCUGCAUAUACACGUGAAUCCAACGCGACAGCCUUCCUCUCCUCCAGUUAAUCCCCAAGGAUUCGACGGAAAUCUCAGUGUUGUCAACCUUGAAAUCCGGUUUCUGCCCGCGUUCUCUCCUCGUCCAAGCUUCGAAAGGUUUGCCAAAAGCUUGUUUCCCGGAUUGCAGAGUCUGGUCGUAGGCAAUGCUUGA
Punctularia strigosozonata HHB-11173 SS5 is the source of this 1440-nucleotide messenger RNA. RefSeq lists its product as uncharacterized. The record is from RefSeq and is a predicted model, not a curated record. Bases 1 to 1440 code for a protein of 479 amino acids. NCBI's taxonomy places the organism in Eukaryota, Fungi, Basidiomycota, Agaricomycetes, Corticiales, Punctulariaceae. The transcript has 2 exons.